CGUGGGGAGGGGCCCUGGGCUCUCCAGGCCCAGCACAGACAUUUCCCUGCCCGCAGUGAGAAAAUCCCUGAAUCGGAGCCUGGGGUUGCUUUGAUCUCCAUCCCUCCUCGUACUAGUGGACCCCAGCCUCGGACUGCCAGGAUCUCCCCUGGGCGAGCGUCUUGCCUUCAGCAGCCCACUGUGGUAGUCUGGCCCGUAAGCUCAUCUGUUUGAUGAGACUAUGAUGGAUUUUGUACCAAGAAUGCCUUGUGAGGGACCAUCCGAAAACCCAUAAUCUGCUGAUCAUCAUUGUCCUGGGGAAAUACGCCUGGUGACAUCGCACACCAAGUUGUAAGGUUCUGGUAUGUGACAUUACUGAGGCCCCUUCCACGCACAGAAAGCAGGCCCAAGCCAGUCCCUCGGAGACACAGGGCAAACUGAUGCCUCAGCUAGAUGCCAACACAGUCAAAUGGCCUAGCCGCUUGCUUACGCGGCGAUUCUUUGGCAGAGCAAAGGGGACUAAAGAGGAUCUGACCCUGGACCCAACCACGGCCCACCCCCUGCUGGAGAUCUCGCCGGACGGGAAGGAGGUGAAAUGUGGGACUUUCCCAAAGGACGUCCCUGCCGGCCCGAGGCGAUUCGACACGGCCAACUGCGUGGUGGCCGACCAGAGCUUCCGAGCGGGGCGGCACUACUGGGACGUGUCCGUGGGCUGGAAGCGGCGCUGGAACCUGGGCGUCGUCUCGGACUCGGCAGAGCGACGGGGCCGGCUGAUCCAGACGAAGUCCUGGCUGCCGUGGUCUGGGGAGGUCUGCGCCGAGGGCUACUGGCUGAUCGGCUACGACGCGCAGAAGGCUGGGAAGCCGUACUGGGCCUUCGACACCCACCCGAUGCCCUUCGACUGUAGCCACCGACCUCAGACCAUCAGGGUCUGUCUCGACUACGAGGCCGGGGAGGUCUCCUUCUAUGGAGCCGAUGACCCCGAUAAUUUGAUCCCCCUGUACUCCUUCUACCACGCUGAGUUCAAGGGCACCUCCGUGUACCCCCUCUUCGACCCCUGCUGGCAUGAUAAGGGGAACAACACUGACCCCCUUAAAAUCCUGUGACCAGCAGAUUUGCUAGUGGGGCGGGGGGGCCAAAGCGGUCCCAGCCCUGGGACUACCAGCGUACCCCUGGGCAGAGCCAGCGUCCCAGCCCUGCUCUGAGAGCCGCACUGCCCCCUCCCCGCGCCCGGGCAAAGCUCGGCCAGCAGGAGCUGGGCUGGGCAGAGAGAAAGCAGCGAGCAGAGACCAUGGGCGACUCACUCACUCACUGCCGUACGUUCCCCCUGCCCAUCCCCUGCGGGUUUGUCUUGAGUACAAUGUAUCCUGAUCAGUAGUGAAGCGCCCACCCCCCACUGCUCUAACCACCAGGCCCCACUCCCCUCCCAGGCCUGCUCCCAGCCCUCUCCCUCCCCCAACUCUAGAUUCCCUUUCCCCUCCUGCCCUGGGGACAGUCCCCAGGCAUAGAAUCCAGGUUGCCCCCGGUGUCCUCGUUCUGACCUGUGCAAAGUGCAGAUAAAACGCCCGCUGUGACGUGGGGGGGGCGCUGCCUGUCUCCGUCCUGGCGCUCCUCCCUACGAUCCUCCAGUCCCUUUAGCCGCAGCUCCAGCUCCGGCCGCCGC
Messenger RNA from Pelodiscus sinensis (Chinese soft-shelled turtle), 1642 nucleotides. NCBI's taxonomy places the organism in Eukaryota, Metazoa, Chordata, Testudines, Trionychidae. The record is from RefSeq and is a predicted model, not a curated record.